AUAAUAUCAACAGUAUCUCUUGAACAAAUUGUAAGCCUUGUUAAUGCAAAAACUUUAUAUUUUGUAUCAGCUAAGUACAUUAAUUCGACACAAUUUCUUUAAAGACACAUUUAUGUAGUCGGCGUUAAAAUGUGUCCUCCCACGUCUGUUCGAGUUGGUCUAGGCUUGCACUCGGAGCAUUAGUUCAGCGGUGCUGGAUGUGGAGCGAUUUCCGUAUCGUCGGCAUAGAUUAGCAAAGGUCUGAGAGUGUAUUUGGGGUAUAGGGUUCUGCAGUGGCUUGGACAACCCACUAUUUAUCUGGAAGAUACUAACACCCUUUUUUCACAAUGCGUAUACAAUGACGGAUGUGUUAUAUACUUACUGUUGGUACAUAUGCUGCUUUCAUUUCUGUUUAGGGUGCUUUAUAGAAAUAUAAUUUGUACAAGUAGCUGAUGUUAUAUUGCUAGUUCUUGAGAUACCUCGUGUAAAUACACUGUCGUAUCUAGCUGUGUGAUUUGGUGGCGUUAGGCAACAAUUGGCUCCAGUCAUCUGAAGUUUUUGGAAACCUCUGGAUUACUGCCAGAAUACAGCUGAGCCAUAACUACAGCAGGAUAUAGCAGUUUCGGCCAGCGGGAGAAAUUUUGCCCUGUAACUACAAGGCUACUUAAUGGGAAAGAAAGCGGCGAGCCUUCUUCGUUCGAGACAAGGGUCACUGGAAUAGCAGAAUAAAAGGGUCAUCCCAAAUGCACACAUUGUCGUUUCUAUUAUAUCGGUAUCUGGGCUGGUUUCUGCAGAAUGUAGAUGCUGUUCUGCAGUACAGGAAGCGCUGUGCGAUUACAGUUGUUGGACAGGCCGACUGUUUGUUAUCGUGAGGGGUGUGUAAGUUGGUAUGCUCACCCAAGACCGUCACUAUGCACACCUGAACGCUGCCUGGGGUGUGUGCCAUUGUUCUGAAGCCCACGCCUAGCUUACUUGCAUUGUAGAUUGUGCCGGUGAAGGGUAACGUUGAUUAAGGGUAACUAAUUGAAAUGCCCAUUUCGGCAUUACCUGCUAGACGACACUGCAGUUGUGUCUGCGACAGAUGCCAGUUGGCGCUGGUGGUAAAGGUGCACAACCACCACCUGUGAAGGUUUGAAUUAAUCUCUAUCGCUAGACACUGGAUACUCUGCAAAUGGUGUACAUAGAUUUACCUGGCUUGCUCUGUUCUAUGGAGUUGUAUAAUCGCCAUUCGAAUAUUUAAAAAAAAAAAAAAAUAAAUAAAAAAAAAUAAAUAAAUCUCGGAAUACAAACUUGACAACAUUGAAACGAUCGAAGCCAUUCUGUUCAUUGCGUUGGAGAAACUUAAGUAGGCUACAAUUUGAGCAGGUAUAUCAGAGGAUGUAGCGACUUCUGAGAAUGAACAUAUUAGUGUAAUCUAACUGAAUUUCAUCUAAACCACUGUCUUUACUAUUAAAAACGUCGAACGCCACAAGCUUGGAGAAUUCAUUGGAAGAUCUUUGUCGGGGAUUUGACGGAAGUUCACCGGUAAACGACACCGUUUUCCUAAGACCGCACUUUUACCCGGACCCAGUGAACCGACCAUUGGCCCAGAUGGAGCCCAGUGAGAGCAACUCAACCACCGAACUUAUGAGCCGGUAUGUCUCGUCUGAGCCUGGAUAUGGGGUUCCGGCGGAAGGUUGGCGGAUCUGUUUGGCCCACGAGUUCAAGGAGAAGCGAAAACCAUUUCAAGCUAAAGACGUGUCCCUGUCCAACGUCAUGGAGCACAUUGGGCUGGGUGUCAGGUAUCUCAAGUGGUGGUACAAGAAGACCCAGGUGGAGAAGAAGGCUCCCUUCAUUGACAUGUUCCGGGCCCUUCCGCUCCGGCAGAUUUACGGGGUUCCUUUAGGGGGAUUUGGAGGAGGAACCAUUACUCGUGGGUGGAGGGGGGAAUUCUGCAGGUGGCAACUGAACCCUGGGAUGUACCAUUACAAAACCGUCUUCGCCAAUCAGUUCACUGUCUGCCUGCGUCGCGGGGGCCAGACGGUGUACCAGCAGGUCCUGUCUGUGGAGAGGCCCCCCACCCUGCAGGGCUGGAACUGGGGCUACUGCGGGGAGUACGCCUUCUACCACGCCCUCUACCCCCGCGCCUGGACCGUCUACCACCUGCCCGGCCAGAACGUCACGCUCACCUGCCGCCAGGUGUCGCCCGUCAUCCCACACGACUACAAGGACUCCAGUCUCCCUGUGGCAGUGCUGGUGUGGGACAUAGAGAACAAGAACGACUUCGCUUUGGAGGUCUCCAUAAUGUUCACCAUGACUAAUGGCUCGGGCCACAAGGAUGACAAAGGCGGGGGACACUGGAACGAACCAUUUCACCUGGAGAAGGAGGGGGAGGCCGUGUCUGGGGUCCUGCUCCACCACUGCACCCCUGUCAACCCUUACACUUUGUGCAUUGCGGCUCGUGAACAGUCUGACAGGGAGACGUCUUAUCAGACUGCAUUCAGCCCCAGGGGAACAUGUGGGGCGCUGUGGAAUGACCUCAUCACUGAUGGACGUCUAGACUCCCCCACAGGGUCGAGCCCGCCCACGCAGAAGGGGGAGAAGGUGGCCGCUGCCCUCGCGGUGGGCUGCACAGUCCCGGCUCACGGACACAACAGCGUGGAGUUCAGCCUGUCCUGGGACAUGCCCGUCAUCACCUUCGGCUCCCGGGAAAGAGAACACAUCAGGAGGUACACACGUUUCUUUGGCGGUAAAGGAGACGCUGCGCCAUCCCUCUGUCACUACGCCCUGACGCACUACAGAGACUGGGAGAGACAAAUAGAGGCCUGGCAAGGACCCGUUUUGCAGGACAGCUCCCUGCCCUCGUGGUACAAGUCGGCUCUGUUUAAUGAGCUGUACUUUGUGGCGGAUGGUGGCACCGUGUGGGUGGAGCUUCCGGAAGACAGUGAUGUCAGUGGGGGUCUCCGCAGUGAAGACGGGGGGCUCCCCGCCCAACCACCUGCCGUCAAGGAGUACGGCCGUUUCGCCUACCUGGAGGGUCAGGAGUACAGGAUGUACAACACGUAUGACGUGCACUUCUACGCUUCCUUUGCCCUCAUCCUCCUCUGGCCCAAACUGGCUCUCAGUCUGCAGUAUGACAUAGCGGGCAGUGUGGUUCAGCAGGACUCCACAGAGAGGCUCAGUCUAAUGAGUGGCCGCUACUCUCCAGUAAAGACCCGUAACGUGGUCCCCCAUGACAUCGGAGACCCAGACGACGAGCCGUGGCUGCGGCUGAACGCUUACCUGAUCCACGACACGGCCGACUGGAAGGACCUCAACCUCAAAUUCGUGCUGCAGGUAUACCGAGACUUCCACCUGACCCAGGACAGGCAGUACCUGGAGGACAUGUGGCCGAUCUGCCAGGCGGUGAUGGAGUCAGAGAUGAAGUUUGACCAGGAUGGCGAUGGGCUCAUCGAGAACUCGGGCUACGCUGACCAGACGUACGAUGGCUGGCCUGUCACAGGGCCAAGUGCGUACUGUGGGGGACUGUGGCUGGCCUCGGUGUGCGUGAUGUGCAAGAUGGCGCGGCUGCUGGACAGCGACUCUGUGUACCGCCGCUACAGAGACGUGCUGGACAGGGGGAGCGCCGCCUUCGAUAAGCUGCUGUGGAACGGUCAGUACUAUAACUAUGACAGCAGUGGGCGGGACCUCUCCAACAGUGUGAUGUCAGACCAAUGUGCUGGCCAGUGGUUCUUGCGGGCCUCUGGCCUUGGGGAUGGGGAGUACCAGGCCUUCCCUGAGGAGAAGGUGCGAAGCGCCCUGAAGUCCGUGUUCGACCUGAACGUGAUGAGCUUCGCCGGGGGACAGAUGGGCGCGGUCAAUGGGAUGAGGCCGGAGGGCGUGCCCGACCGCUCCAGCGUGCAGUCGGAUGAGGUGUGGGUGGGCGUGGUGUACGGAUUGGCCGCGACUAUGAUUCACGAGGGCAUGGUGGAGGAAGGGUUCCGCACUGCGGAAGGAUGCUACCGGACCGUGUGGGAGAGAUUGGGCAUGGCGUUCCAGACCCCUGAAGCCUACUGUGAGAAGGGCAUCUUCCGCUCUCUGGCGUACAUGCGGCCCCUCAGCAUCUGGGCCAUGCAGCUGGCCUUGGACUUGCGCAGGGAUGGAGCCAGGCUGAAAGCCGCGGAACUGCCCCAAAGUCAAACUGCUGCUAACCAAGAAGGAGAGGCUCCACAAUCCAAGAAUGAAGUUCUCCCAGAGACUCUGCAUGAUGUCCCCAACACUCAUUGACCCUCAGCAGACUGCUCCCAGACCAACAAAAAACCCAGCACCUACUGUCUAGCACCUGGUAAAACACUUACCUGGUGCUGAAUCCACACCUACUUACUGGCCCACAUGGACAAGUCUGUAGUGCUCAGUGUUCUGACUUGCUCUCCCGAAGUCUGUGCCCGGUGUACCACUCCCAGAACACAGCCUCUGCGCAGUUGUUUGAUGUUCUAACACUCACGGAUACCAGGGGGCAGGGGAGUUUUGCUUCAUGUGUGUGCCCUCUCGGUGGAACCUCAGGAAGAAUAGUUCAGAAUGUUCCCUGCCCCCACAGUGCAAGUAUUCCCAGUGUUUCCUGCUGCAAACCAGAGCUGUAUUACCAGUCAGUGAAUCCUGGCACUUAUGUGAGCAAGCUUACACACACGCAGAUGUGUGCACACACACACACACACGCACAACAGGAACAAGUACACUGUAGCAACUAAUGAGAUGAACAGUGGCAGCUGCACUGUAGCAAUCAUAGAAUCAUACAAUUCUACAAUCAUAGAAGCAUAGAAUUAUUUAAAAAUGGAAUGAUAAUUUUUCAAUAAAUAAAACACUUGUAUAGGCAAAUUGUACUUUGUGUACUCAACAGACGGUGACUGCAGAACCCAGAAGAGGGCCAGAAUUGUAAAGAUUUAAUUAAUGAAUGCUUGAAAUCAUAGUUGAUAUAAAAGUUGUUUUUUCCUUCAGUGCUGUAUAGAGUGAUGCAUUAUAAACUCCUUUAAAUCAACUGUUUCUUUUUUAGUGUCUCUUUUUACACCAUUUUGCGGGUCUGUGAUGCCUGUCUGUGUGAAUAGCAACGUCAUAUAUGUGUGUAGUUAUCACUUUUGCGCUGUCCUUGAGAAAGAGAGGUAAUAAAAUGGAGAAUGAA
Anguilla rostrata (American eel) is the source of this 5113-nucleotide messenger RNA. RefSeq names its product glucosidase, beta (bile acid) 2 (gene gba2). Gene Ontology annotation, biological process: carbohydrate metabolic process; glucosylceramide catabolic process; central nervous system development. The record is from RefSeq and is a predicted model, not a curated record. The coding region runs from base 1570 to 4224 and encodes 884 amino acids. The transcript has 17 exons. Gene Ontology annotation, molecular function: beta-glucosidase activity; glucosylceramidase activity. Gene Ontology annotation, cellular component: membrane. NCBI's taxonomy places the organism in Eukaryota, Metazoa, Chordata, Actinopteri, Anguilliformes, Anguillidae.